GCGAGGCUCACCUUCACAGUAUCAACCAAUCACCGUCUUUGUUAUUGUUUUACUCAGAGAAGAACAUAAACUAUGAGAGUAACAACAUCCUUGUUCUCUCCUCCAUCCUCUCUCCUCUAUCCUGGUCAACCUAGGCCUAAUUAAGCCUUACUGGGGUUAUAUAUACGUGUCUCGGGACUCUCAGACAGUUAAAGCUGUGUGCUCAUGAUGCAGAAUGGACGCAGAUGGGCAACAGGGAACCACAAAUGACCAAGUUGGCCAUGCACAGACAGACAAGAUCAACCAUGCUAAUGAAGAUGACAGUAGUCCAUCUUCAUUAAACAACUACUGUUCUCUAGAAAAUACAGAAUUUGAUCUUAGUCCCAUUCAAUUUGAAGAUAAAGAAAAUGUCAGUGAAGAGCUUUAUGUAAGUAUGGCUUGGAAGACUGAACAGCUGAAGGACAAAAGCAAAAAUGAAGCUGCACAGGAAGCAACAGAGGAAGAGGAGGAGGAGGACUUUGAAGCUUUAUCUGAGAUAUCUUUCCUGAAAGAUACUUCGCUUACAUCUUCACCAUCAAGGAAUUUUAAAAGCUCCUAUGCCAAAUCACUGGCUGAUUCUUACAGGAGAGCCAGUUUGCCAGUUAUUGUCUCUGCACCAAAAGGUCAAUUUUAUUUUAAAAAUGAAGAAUUCCUUAGUUUGAAUUCAAGUCAGAUGAGACAGUCAGGUUUUAAUCAUGAUAAGUUUUUGAGUUUCAAUUCAAGUACCAGUAAGACUAUCUUGCCUCAAGGCUCAGAACCCAUUUCUCUUCCAACCAUAUUGGACAUUGCACGAGAGCCACAGGAACAACAGUCAGAAAUAGUAAGGUCCAGCCUGAAUGAUGCUCCAGCAGACAUAUACCACCAGCUGUUGGUGGAUGGGGAAAUAUUCAUACCAAUUGAACGGCUUCAUAGUGCAUGUGAAGAAAAUGGUGGAAGCUUCUCUCUUCGGGAUUGGCACAAUUUUGGCUCAAUUAUCACGAGUGAUGGCAGAAAACUUGUGAAGCUCUCUGAUUUGAAAACUAAGUGGAGUAAACAGAAGCUGGCUGCAUUGCCUUUGAAUGGCCAUUCAACCCAAAAAUGGCCUGAUAAAGAUACUAUUAAACUUCAAUUUUUGAAGGUGGAAAGUUUGCGGUUGGAGCGAGAACAGUCUGAGGGGCGUAUCGAGCAGCUUUGUGAAGUUCUGGCUGACCGGGAUGCUACCAUACAGCGCUUGGAGGAGGACUUGCUUCGUAUUAGAAUGGUUAGCACAACAACAGCAGCUGGGUCAUCUAAGUUCAUACAAGAUGAUGGGGAUCCACCUUAUAGGCUGGCAAACGAAAAAACUCCAUCUCCAGACUUAAUACCAAGUUCAUCUUCUCACAGCUUUGGACCAGUGAGAAGAAACUCUGAUGCUGUUAGAAAAGCAGGAAGUGUAUGGGCACUUCCAACUCAGUCAGGAAAUCCUCGAAGAGUGAGCCGUGCUCUCAGUACCUACUGUGUAGCAUCUACUGCCUCUGGAACCAGCCAUAGUAAUGCAGUAUCUUCAGCAAGCCACGAUAGAGGACGGGCACUCACCUCAGAAUUUUUGGCAACCCGUGCUAAGGAACUUAUUGCCUCCCUCAAGUCGCUUAUGAGAAGUGAUAGUGUCUUGAAGCUCAACCUGGAACCAAAGAAGUCAGACUCAUCUGUAAACAGAGAUGGUAGCACCAGCAGGAGUAUGAAGAGUGAAGGAGGGUGUGUUGCCUCUGUAUCAGAUACAGAUCACAAUACUAAGACAGUGUCUUAUCAUGCUGCUGCUGCUGCUGACCCCCAGACCAGUUGCCAGGAAAAAGCCUACCCAGAUGUUGACAGUAGUCCAAUUGACAGAGACCAAAAUAUUUUAUCAAGCAAAAGUGAUGCUAGUCCAGAAGUAAGCCAAAAUUUAAUUAGCACAAAUGCUACCACAGUGGCUCCAAGAAUAACUAACAGCACAGCCAGGGAAGAUAUAUUACAAACACAGUCUUCCAUGAGGAUGAAUGGUAACCCACAGCCACUGAGCUUAAUGGUGGUGGGUGAGUCUUCUUCAACUCAUGAUGAUCAACACUUCUCUUCCCUCCCAAACGGAGCCGUGUAUCAGGAACUCUCAACGACUCUGACCACCUUUCUCGUCUGGGUUUAAAUCUUAUUAUCUGCAAAUGACAGUUUUAUUGCUAGCACAUAUGCUUACAGUAUAUAAGACUAUGCAUUGAGCUUUCACCAUACUCUAGUAAAGAUGCUUUAUUUUAAGGAUGCAGCUUUUUGCUGAGGUAUUCAGUAAUUAAAGUGUUUUUAAUAUUUUAUAUAUGAAUAAUUCCCUUCACCAUUCAUGAUCACACAUGUUCAGUAGUGAGUGCACAUAUACUUAAAACACAUUCUGAACUUAUACUGUUGUGUUAGUUGAUAUAAGACCUUUCAAGUUUUAGUUUAGUUGUUUAUUUUUCAUAUUUCUUGUAUAGAAAAGUUAAUUAGUUAUCAUAAGAGGCUGACGCAUUUGAUAAGAAAAUGAAGGAUAUACCAUAGAAGAGUAGUAAGAUAUCCUUUAUAAUAUAACAGACGCACAACUUCUGCCAUUUAUGUAUGCUGGUCAGGUAUGCUGCAGUGUUACAUUACAUCAGAGAUGGUUGUUUCAUAUAUAUGUAUUAGUCUUUUAGGUAAGACACUUUAAAAUUAUCAUUUUAAAUUUGAAAGGUGCACAUGUGUCUGGUGAAUUGCGCAACCUGGACUGUCUACUUGGAAUGGUCAUGGCUUCAGUUUUACAGUGAACUCAAGUAGGAAAAAGUCUGAUGUAACUUUUUGUUGUACACAGUAGUUUUAACUUAAGUGCCAGAACAGCUUAUAGGUUUAUCCUAGAAGUUGACAGUGUGAAUAUUAUUGCCAGGAAAUUUAGUUUUAUUUUUUUUGUUAAUGGGAUUGUAAAUUUUAGUUAUUUUAAAGAAAACUUAUUUUUGUAUUGAAAUUCUGUAUGUAUUAUUAUAAUCAUGGGAAUGCACCAAAUUUAAAAGAGUAUCUUCAAAACUACAGAAUUUGUACUAAGCUGUUAUAAUGGUUCUCCAUGGGGAAGUGGAACAGAAUUCUUCCUCCGUAAGCCAUGCAUGUUGUAAGAGGCGACUAAAAUGCCGGGAGCAAGGGGCUAGUAACCCCUCCUCCCAUAUAAAUUACUAAAUUUAAAAGAGAAACUUUCGUUUUUCUUUUUGGGCCACCCUGCCUUGGUGGGAUAUGGCCGGUGUGUUGAAAGAAAGAAGUUAUAAUGGUCAUUCUUCUGCCAAAAAGAGGAAAUGUGGCCUUGUGGCCACCAAUACCCAAGUCUCAUAUAUUAAAUAUAUGUAAUUAGAAAUAUCAUAAGUCUGUGUAUACCGUAAGUUAAUAAUGAGCUGGUUAAAUAAGCAAAUCAAUAAAAUAUAUAUUUCAUUUUAAUGUAUAAAAUUUCUUGAGGAACUGAGCAGAUGCAGUAACAAUAUAAUAUUGAAGUUAGUGUCAGUUCUUUCCUUGUUAUACUCAUCUGUACCAGUUCCUCUCUCUACACCAAAGAUCUUUCCCUUGUUUGGCAUCUGGUGCAGCUUUUACCUCUUCUUAUUAUAUUGUAUUCACACAAAUGUGCUAAACCCAUGUGGGUCAUUCAGUGUUGUUUUCAGCUGUCAAGUCUUACUCAGCUUUUAUUAAAAUUUAGAAAUAGCCAUAAUUUUAAUGAUUACUUCCAAAUUGUAAGUAGAGGUGCUAUGUAUCAGUCAAGCAGUGAUUACUGUUACAUUAUGUACAAAUUCAUAAUGUUUUCGUAACCUGCAGCUACACACAUCUUUAGGAGUAAUAAGUCUUAGAGAUUAAGAAUCAUCCAUGUUGCUUUAGUUUAUGAAUUCUUGAUAUUUAAAAAAAAAAAUUAACAUGCAGUAAACAACAUGAUAUCUGAACACUUACAUAAAUCCAAAUGCAGAAGUUCCAAGUCUCUUUGUGCCCCCUUAGCAACCUAUCCUCCAACCAACUAUGUCACUUAUUUACAUACGGUUUAUAGCACGUUUCUAUGUUGGGUUGAGUUAGAACUACAGUGGUACCUCGGGAUACAAACAGCUCAAAACUCGAACAAUUAUGUAAGUGUAUUUAUGUAAGUGCUUUUGUAAGUGUAUUUUUUUGGGUCUGAAAUGGAUUAAUGUAAUUUACAUUAUUCCUUAUGGGAACAAAUUCGUUCAGUAUCGGCACUCGAACAGCCUUCUGGAAUGAAUUAAGUUCAUAUCCCAAGGUACACUGUAUAAAUAUAUGUCAAAACACAAUUAAAAGUAUUUAACGCAAACAAAAAAACUGGCACCUACUGAGCGCAGCCGCAAUAAAAUCAUAUUUCAGCUAUUCAAGGUGUUGCCGACAGUCACCCAUUUGACCAUUUUUAUGACAGUGCCAUGAUGUCUGCUUAAGAAGAUGGAUUGCCCUCAAGCAUGGAAGGCAGGGUCCAGACCCCUGGUCUGAGAAUUGCUUUCAAGGUCCAAGAAUUAAAAAAAAAAAAAAAAAUUCUCAUGAAAUGAUAGAAAAAUUUUUUCUAAAGGUAAUGAAACCAAGAGUAUGAAAUUUGAUGGAAAACUUAUGGAGUUACGCUCUUGCAAAAUUAGCGGUCUCAACAAUAUUUAUGGAUUGGUGAUUUUGCCCAUUCAGAGUCCUAUUUUAGGCAAAUUUCAUUGUUCCAGUCAACCAAACUCAUAGCUGCUUUGCUAGUAUUCCUUCCAUUCUGUUGAUUGAGUACAAGUGACCACCCAUUUAUCUACUUCAACUACCCAAUAUAGUUAUCAGGAAUCAGUAAUUUGACCAGUUUCAAACAAAAAAAUUGCCAAUUUAAAACUAGGGUCCAGAAUAAACAAUAUUGACAUUCCUGGCACUAAAACAUUUCUUCUGUUCACUAGUUAUGUCCCCAGGCCUAUCCUAUAUUACACUUGCUUUCCAUUUUGAAUUUUGAUUCACACAAAAAAAUAGAUGAUGUACUGAAUUAUUGUAGUAAUUGUAUAAAUUGUGUGAGCACACUUGUGAAUGCAUAUUACAGUAGUAGUAAUCUAUCUAAAUAAUGCAAAACUACAAGAGAUGCUACACCUAAUUUGAGUUUUGUUUAUACUACAUCUGUCAUUUUUCACUGAGGUUGUGCGACUCAAAUAAUGCCUUUUCUUUGCCUUUGAUAUACCUUUGAUGAGUUUCAGCAGUUUUCCUAUUUCCACAGCCUGGCCAUGAGCCAGGCUUGUGUGGUUCUUGCAUGGUCAACCAGGCUGUUGCUGCUGGUGGCCUGACCUACACCCAUCACAGCCUGCUUGAUAUGGCACUUACCAACUUGUCAUGUAUCAGUCAUUCAUUAGCUUUUUCAUUAGCAGUGUAUAUACAUGACAAUUUAUAUAACCCACCAAACCAACAUCCCCAUCCAUGUAACUAAAAUGUUAUAUUUAUGGGAAAUAUUAUUAUUAUUAUUAUUAUUAUUAUUAUUAUUAUUAUUAUUAUUAUCAAAAAGAAGAAUGGGAAAUGUUGGUACACCCUGUACAAGUAAAUUUUCUGUAUCUCUGAAGUCCUUUAUUAAAAAUAAAAGCUUCAGGUCUCAGGGUUUUCAGAUACUAUGUUGUUUACUGUACUAAGCUUUAAAUUGGUUUAUCUUCAGGGUAAUGUAGUGCAGGUACAUGAUAAAGAUUUACUUUAAUUUGAUGUAAGCAUCGAAAACCUGUGUGCACUAACAUUUUAAUUUAGUUAAUUUAGAUGUAUUGGUAUGUUUAUGAAAAUACAAAACCAUUAAACAGUGAUUGUAUGUAUACAGUAUUCACUUAGCCUAGUACCGAAGAUGUUAUUGGUAAUUUAGGCAUAUUAUCUACCCAUUAGUUUUUAACAGAUGGUAGAUGUAUACAUGUUGUCCUCCACACUAGAAAUUUAUAUUGUCAUACCUAAACAAAAUUAGCACAUUAAUUCUUUUUGUAUCUUAUUCUUUUCAUGUGCAAAGAAAGUGUUAAGUUUGCAGUGAGUUUGAAAUAUAUUUUGUCACGCAAGUGUACAUUUAUUAGUAGUACAUAGUUGACUGAAUGUUUGGUAUGAUAUAAAUUACUUGUAUUUAAUCUGCUAGGGUGGUGUGAAUGUUUGUGUAAACAUUCUCAAAAUUAUCAUCAGGCAUUUUAGUAGCUGGCCAUAAUUAUGUCUCGUGUUAAAGGAUCAACAAGACUGCUUAAUACAUUUGCUACAUUGGUACUUUGUUUAACUUAGUGCGAGUAGUGUAGAGUUGUGUUCAUGGAGUUUGUAUAUUACAGCAGCUGCUUCAAAUUUUUUAGGACUGUGUACAUUUUAACAGUUUUAAUAUUCUUUAGCAAGAUAUACUCCACAGUGAUUGGCUUCAGAGCAUCAGCAUUUCUAGUCUGUAAGAAUCUUAAUAUUUAAGACACUGCAACUCCUGAAAAAAAAACAAAAGUUCUUACAUGGUAAUAAGUAGCACAAGAGAAUCUCAUAGUUGACUAUUACUUUAGUUACAAAGAAUUUGUCAAAUCUACAAAUCUAUAUUCUUAACAUGUGGUUAAGAAUGUAGAGUUGCAAAAAGUGGGUGAUAAAAGAGAUUGAGUAAAAUAUAGAUGAAAUAUGAGAAGUAUGAGCAGUGUGUGCAUACACACGCACCCGCACGUGCACACACACACACAUGCGCGCGCACACACACACACACGUACGUACAUAUGUAUGAACUCACCUAAUUGUGGUUGCAAGGGUCAAUUCAUAGCCCCUGGACCCACCUCUUCACUGAUCACUACUAAGUUCACUCUCACCCUGCCCCAUGAGCUUUUAUCAUACUUCUUGAAGCUGUGUAUAGAUCCUGCCUUCACUACAUCACUCUCCAGAUUGUUCCACUUCCUGACAACUCUAUGACUGCAGAAGUACUUCCUAACAUCCCUAUGACUCAUCUGAGUUUUCAACUUCCAGUUGUGACCCCUUGUUGCUGUGUUACAUUUCUGAAACAUUCUGUCCCUGUCCACUUUAUCAGUUCCUCUCAGUAUGUUAUAUAUCAUUAUCAUGUUCCUCUUAUUCCUCAUGUCCUCCAGUGUUGUCAGGUUGAGUUCCCUUAGCCUCUCCUCAUAGGAUAAAUCCCCUUCAGCUCUGGGACUAGUCUUGUUGCAAACCUUUGCACUUUCUCUAAUGUUUUCCUCUGCUUAACCAGGUGUGGGUUCCAUACUGAUGCCACAUGCUUCAGUAUGGGCCUUAUUCACGACACUGUACACCGUGUACAUAACUCCUUACUUAGAUGUCGAAAUGUUAUUCUCAGGUUUGCCAGGCACCUGUAUGCUGCAGCAGUUAUUUAGUUGAUGUGCACCUCAGUAGAUGUGCUCAGUAUGCUGCUUACCCCCAUGAUCCUUUUCUUUGAGUGAGUUUUGCAGCCUCUUACCAGGCUGUACUCUGUCUGCAGUCUUUUUUGUCCUUCCUUUGCACUUGAUGAGGUUAAACUCCAGGAGCCAUUUGUCGGACCAGGCUUGCAGCCUGUCCAGAUCCCUUUGUAGACUUACCUGAUCCUCGUCCACUUGUAUUCUCCUCGUGAGAUAUCUAAAGAGUUGAGUUUAACUCCACUUCUAAUUUUUGUUCUAAGUGACAAGUAAAAACUUUUACUAUUACAUUGUAGAAAUGUUUCUUAAUGUGUUUAUGGUCAAUCUGAGUGUACAGCUUCCAUGUACCUUCCCUAAUAAUGUUUUUUUUUUUUUUUCAACAAGUCGGCCGUCUCCCACCCUUCCAUAUUAGUGUUAUAUUUAUAGAGAAGUGCUAAAUUCAUAUGGGUGCCUAAAAAACAGGUGGCAGUCAGAUUGUCAAAAAGGAAGGUAGCCCCAGUUCAUUGAUCAGGAACUCUUUGCUAGCAUAUCUUGUGUUAACCUGUUCUUAUGUACCUGUCUGGGCCCCAGAGUAUUUUGGAUGUCAUGAUCAUAGUUCCUUUUGAUCUAUGCUCUUCCAGUGAUGAGAUCUACCAGUUGGUUCCUGCAUUCUUGCUUCACAGUUCUAGUGUUAGGAAACAUCUCUCUCAGCUAUCAUGUGUAUGACCUUGUAGGUUUAGUGCUUCCUAAGUGAUAUAAUAAUUAUCUUUAGCUUUGGUUUUUUUUUGUUGGUGGCUCAGUGAUGAAUAUUGAUUAGAAGGAGUCUUUUUUUCAGGUUUCUGAAGGCCUCAAGGCCAGUUUUAUGACUCAAAAAAAAAAUAAAACAUCAACAUUAUCAUCAUUAUCAUUUGGUAAUGUUGCAUGUGCUGUCAUUUUGUUCACGUUUCACAUAAUAUGUUUGGCAUGUUGUCCACUCCAGAUUAUGGAGUUUGUUUGAUUCUAAAGAGUAUCUCUCUUCCCUUGCAGGUGAUACACUGUCACUUAGCUCCUUCCUUGACACCCAGUUUUAUUACUGUGCACUCUUUCAUGUAUUUUGUAAUUUCCAGUACUCUAUAUAUUGUAUUUUAUUAUUACACAUCAGCCAUUUCCCAAGGUAGGGGGGCUGAAAAAGAAAAACUUCCACCAUCAUUCACUCCACUGUCGUGCCAGAGGCAUGCUUACACUACAGUUUUAAAAUUGCAACAUUAACACCUCUCCUUCAGAGUGCAGGCACUGCACUUCCCAUCUCCAGGAUUCAAGUCUGGCCUGCCAGUUUCCCUGAAUCCCUUCAUAAAUGUUACCUUGCUCACACUCCAACAGCACGUCAAGUCCUAAAAACCAUUUGUCUCCAUUCACUCCUAUCUAACACACUCACGCAUGCUUGCUGGAAGUCCAAGCCCCUCGCACACAAAACCACCUUUACCCCCUCCCUCCAACCUUUCCUAGGCCGACCUCUACACCGCCUUCCCUCCACUACAGAUUUAUACACUCAGAGUCAUUCUAUUUUGUUCCAUCCUCUCUACAUGUCUGAACCACCAGUACUCUACUCAACUUUAUUUACAUAUUUAUUUAUUAACACAUCGGCCGAGUUGCACCAAGGCAGGGUGGCUCA
Messenger RNA from Cherax quadricarinatus, 8946 nucleotides. The record is from RefSeq and is a predicted model, not a curated record. Lineage: Eukaryota; Metazoa; Arthropoda; Malacostraca; Decapoda; Parastacidae.